Gryllus bimaculatus (two-spotted cricket) is the source of this 6293-nucleotide messenger RNA. NCBI's taxonomy places the organism in Eukaryota, Metazoa, Arthropoda, Insecta, Orthoptera, Gryllidae. The record is from the annotation of a GenBank genome assembly.
AUGUGCAAGCCGGGCCAUACACCUGGCCUCGGCCAGCUGCAUCUGCAUUCCCGGGCGGUCGUUGGCGCUUGCGACGGCGACGCCGACUGCGCCGACGACGAGGACGAGCUGGAGUGCGGCGAGGACGACGAGGACGGCGCGGCCGCCGCCGCCGCCGCCGAGCUGGAGGCCGCCUGCUUGCCCUCCGAGGACAACGCGCUGUGCCCGCGCACCGGCAAGUGCAUCAAGCAGGACUGGAUCUGCGACGGCGAGGACGACUGCGGCGACUUCUCCGACGAGACGCGAUGCGAUGAACUGCACGGCGGACGAGUUCCAGUGCGACAACGGCUUGUGCGUGCGGCGGUCGUGGCGCUGCGACGGCGAGAACGACUGCAAGGACUACUCCGACGAGCAGAACUGCACGCGCAAGAUGGCGAACGCGAGGGCGAGGGCGAGGGCGAGCGCGAGGGCGAGCGCGAGGGCGAGCGCGAGGGCGAGCGCGAGGGCGAGCGCGAGGGCGAGUGCGAGGGCGAGUGCUGUGCGCCGUGUUGCAGGUCGUGCGCCGACAACGAGUUCCAGUGCUCGGACGGCAGCUGCAUCUCGCUCACCUGGAAGUGCGACCUGGAGCCCGACUGCUCCGACGCGUCGGACGAGCAGGAAUGCGCGGAGGUGGCGGCGCCGGCGUGCGGCGAGGGCGAGUUUCAGUGCGCGUCCCCGCGCUGCGUGCGCCACGAGUUCCGCUGCGACGGCGACGACGACUGCGGCGACUGGAGCGACGAGGACGACUGCCCGCGCGGCGCCGGCGGCAGCUGCGGCGCCGCCGACUUCAGGUGUGAUGGAGGGAAAUGCAUUUCUGAGAUGUGGCGAUGUGAUGGUGAGAAGGAUUGUGAUCAAGGAGAAGAUGAGGAGGGUUGUGCUGAAAAGGAACCAAGGACAUGCACUCCUGAAGAAUUCAGCUGUGGAACUGCAGGAAGUUGCAUACCAAAAACUUGGGUAUGUGAUGGAGUACAGGACUGUUCACAAGGGGAAGAUGAAAGUUCUUGUGAAGCUCAGUGUGAAAAAUCACAAUUUAGAUGUGGUUCCCUAAAUAACAAUGAAACAACUUCACGAUCAGUGGUAACAUGCAUUGGCAAAAAACAUGUAUGUGAUGGGAAGAAAGAUUGCCCCAAAGGAGAAGAUGAGAAGAAUUGCCCACGAAAGAAGGAUUGUGAACCUGGUUCCAAAUGCCAACAAGAUUGUGUCACUUUACCAGAUGGAUCUGAUGGGUGCAGUUGCCAUCAAGGUUUUGCACUAAACAGUGACAACUACAGCUGUCAUGAUGUGAAUGAGUGCUUAUUUGAGACAGAUCCUGUGUGUAGCCAAACCUGUAACAAUACUGUGGGAUCAUUUACAUGUGGUUGCAUGACUGGAUAUGUAUUACGGCCUGAUGGCAGAACAUGCAAAGCUCUUGGUGCAGCCCCAACACUUCUCUUUGCAAAUAGGAUAGAUAUAAGACAAGUGAGCUUGAAUAGUGUAAAAUACACUGCAUUGUUGAAAGGUUUGCACAAUGCAAUUGCCCUUGAUUACCAUUACAGAGAGGGCUUGAUAUUUUGGUCUGAUGUCUCCAUGGAUGUUAUCAAGAGAGCAAGUUUAAAUGGUUCAGGAUCUGUUGAUAUUAUCCGCUGGGGUUUGGAGAGCCCAGGAGGAAUAGCAGUGGAUUGGAUACACAAUUUAAUGUUUUGGACCGACUCAGGAACAAGUCGUGUUGAAGUUGCAUCUCUUGAUGGUGUUCAUAGAUACAUUGUAGCCUCAAGUGACCUGGAUAAACCAAGAGCCAUUGUUGUCCACCCAGGAGAAGCUCUUAUAUUCUGGACAGAUUGGGGACCGAACCCAAAAAUUGAACAAGCUGAAAUGGAUGGAAGUAAUAGAAAAGCUAUUAUCACUGAAUUCCUAUUUUGGCCUAAUGGAUUGUGUAUAGAUUAUACAACGAGUCGUAUUUAUUGGGCAGAUGCUAAGCAUCAUGUUAUUGAAACUGCCAAGUUUGAUGGUUCCGAUAGAAAGAAGGUACUUAGUAAAGGGCUACAUCAUCCAUUUGCCUUGACAUUAUUUGAAGAUGCCAUUUACUGGACUGAUUGGCAUACGAAAAGUAUACAAACUGCUAAUAAAGUAACGGGUAUGGGAUUACGCACAAUUCAUUCUCGUCUACAUUUUCCAAUGGACAUCCACAGCUACCACCCACAACGCCAACCACUUUAUCAAAAUCGCUGUGGCAGCAACAAUGGUGGUUGUUCACAUAUGUGUCUACCAAACAGAUCUCCUGCUCGCUUUCAGUGUGUGUGUCCAAUGGGAAUAAAGCUUCAUUCUAAUGGGAAAACCUGUGAAUCUACACCUGAAAAACUUUUGUUGUUCGCCCGCAAGAAGGAUCUCCGCGUGAGGCAGUUAGGAGUCAGUCCAGAAAAGGCUGUGGACAUGGCAAUUCCUCUGGAUGGAAUUCAGUCUGCAGUAGCUUUGGCGUGGGACUCAGACACUGAUUCAAUAUUUUGGACUGAUGUUGAAGGAGAUAUUAUCAGUCGUGCAAACUUGAAUGGCAGCAAUGAAAGAGUGAUCAUUAGCUCAAACUUAGAAUCUCCAGCUGGCUUAGCUGUUGAUUGGGUUACAAAGAAAUUGUACUGGACUGAUGCUGGCACCAACCGAGUGGAAGUAUCGAAUCUUGAUGGAAGUAUGCGAGCUCUUCUUGUAUGGGAGGGUCUAGACAAGCCUAGAGAUAUUGUUGUAGACCCAAUAGGAGGUUACAUGUAUUGGAGUGAUUGGGGCCAUGUACCUAAAAUUGAAAGGGCAGGCAUGGAUGGAUCACAAAGAGCUCCUUUAAUAAUGCAACGUCUUGUUUGGCCCAAUGGUUUAGCCAUUGAUCAUGAGCAGGCUCAUUUGUACUGGGCAGAUGGAGGGACCAAAGCAAUAGAAUUUGCGUCUCUGGAUGGAAGUGGACGCACAACAUUAAUAGGAACAGACCUACCUCACCCUUUUGGUUUGGCUGUCUUUGAAGAUAAAAUAUAUUGGACUGAUUGGAAUACAACAAGUAUCCAUAUGGCUGAUAAAUUGACAGGAAAAAAUAAAACAGUGAUCAGGUCAGGAAUUUCAGGUUUAAUGGAUGUCAGAGUAUUUCAUCAUGGACGAGUACCUGUACAUACAAACUGCAGUUCCAGAAAUGGUGGUUGUUCACAUUUAUGUCUUCUUGCUCCAAAGCCACGAGGUUAUUCAUGUGCAUGUCCUAUCGGAAUUCAGUUAGGGAAAAAUCUGAAAACAUGUGCUCCUGGACCAACAAAUUCAUUAAUAUUUGCACAUAGAGUUGAUAUUCGACAGAUUUCUUUAGAUGUGUCUUAUACUGUUGAUGUUGUAUUACCUUUACCACCUCUAAAAAAUGCUAUUGCUGUGGACGUAGAUAGGAAAACUGGUGAGAUAUAUUGGACUGAUACUGCUGAAGAUGUUAUUCAAAAAGCUACACCUGAUGGUAAGAACAUUGAAACAGUAAUUGUGGAUGGACUAGAAACUGCAGAUGGAAUUGUUGUUGAUUCUACCGGACGCAAGAUUUAUUGGACAGACAAAGGUCGCAAGAGUAUUGAAGUUGCUGAGUUAGAUGGGCAAAAUAGAAAAGUUCUGGUUUGGAUGGAUUUAGAAUCACCAAGAGCAAUCACACUUCAUUAUCAUUUAGGUCUUAUGUAUUGGUCUGACUGGGGUAAAAAUGCUCGUAUAGAACAAGCACACAUGGAUGGCAAGAACAGAACAAUUCUUGUGUCUGAAAACUUGGGUUGGCCAAAUGGAUUGGCUAUUGACAGACCCGCAGGUCGCAUAUAUUGGUGUGAUGGCAAAAGAAAAACCAUUGAAAGUACUGAUUUAUCUGGUCAUGAUCGACAUGUCAUUGUAACUGAAGUACCACACCCCUACGGCCUGGUGAUUGUUGGGAGUCAUGUUUAUUGGACGGACUGGCACACUGAAGCUCUUCAUCGCGCUGACAAAAGAAAUGGCUCUGAAAGCAUUGUCAUCAGAGAUAAACUGGAAGGGCUCAUGGACAUUCGCUCUGUGCAGUAUUUAAAAAUAAAUUAUACUAUUGCUCCUGUAACAAAGAAACAAUUUUUGUAUUGUAAACAAAGGAUUGUUGACAACUUCAUGGAAAAUGCUUGCGGACCCAACAACGGAGGAUGCUCUCACCUCUGCCUGCGCCGACCAGAUGGCUUCUCGUGUGCUUGUCCCACGGGCACUUUGCUACGCGAGGAUGACCGCACGUGCAGCACGCCUCCAUCGAAAUACUUGCUAUUUGCCACUCGUAGCACCCUUGCCCGUGUUUCUUUGGAUACACCAGAACUUUGGGAUGUCACUUUACCAAUUCCAGAAGUGCAUAAUGCUAUAGCUGUGGAUUUCCAUUGGGGAAGGCAAAAGGUGUAUUACACUGAUGUGCAUUUAGAUAUUAUCAGGAGUGUGGAUAUGCACAAUUUGUCACAUACAGAAGUGAUUGUUUCAUCGAAUCUCACUACCCCUGAUGGAUUAGCAGUAGAUUGGAUAGCAGAUAAUAUUUAUUGGACAGAUGCUGGUCGAAAAGUUCUAGAAGUAGCAAGACUUGACGGAACAAGUAGAAAAACUGUAAUAUGGGAAGGACUAGAUGAACCACGGGCUCUUGCAAUUUUUCCUAGAAAAGGAUUCCUGUAUUGGACAGAUUGGGGUGAUAAUCCCAAGAUUGAACGGUCCAUGUUAGACGGUACAUCUCGUACUGUAGUUAUAAGCACUGAUCUAGGUUUUCCCAACGGCUUAGCUUUGGACUAUGAGGCACGGAGGCUUUAUUGGGUUGAUGCUCUUCGUGAUCGCAUAGAAACUUCUGAUUUAUAUGGGCUGAACAGGGUUCAGUUAGUGCCUGAAGCUACCCAUCCUUUUGGAUUAACACAGUAUGGAGAUCAUAUAUACUGGACAGACUGGUACAAAAAAUCAGUAGAACGAGCUGACAAAAGAACUGGAAAGGAUCGCAUUGUUAUUCGUACUGAUUUAGAUGGUGUAAUGGAGAUUCGAGCUGUUGCGGAAGGUAGACAAAUGGGAUGGACUCCUUGUGCAGUUAACAAUGGAGGAUGCUCUCAUCUAUGCUUCUACAGGCCCAAAGGAUAUGUUUGUGCCUGCCCUGAUAUUCCUGAUGAAAGGCAGUGUUCCAUUGAACCAAGUGUCAGAGUUCCUAAUACAAAUGCAAUUGAUUAUGAUAAUGAUACAGAAUUUUUACCACCUGUAACGCCACCAGAUAUGGGUGGCGCUACUCAUACAGUGGAAAUAGUAGAUAUGCCUACAGAUGAUUACAAGAGUAAAAACAGUAAAUCUGAUGGUGUCGGCAUUCCAUCACAUAUUAUCAUUAUCACGGGAGUUCUUCUGAGUCUUCUCAUCAUUGCCACAAUGACCAUGAUUCCUGAUCGAGUCUAUAACAUUCACGAUGAUAAACAAGUGACUGGCCCAGAAGUGGUGUCGCUUAUACCAGGUGUCAUGGCAUCUGGGAAUGAAGCCGCAACCCCUGAACGUGUGGCUACCCCCCCUCCCCCUCCCACACCCCCACAGAGGCUGGAUAGCAUUAACCUGAAGGCAGGCUGAGAACCAUUGGUGUGAUAGUUGGAGAAUGCCAUCCAAGCCACAGUCUAGGUAGGCAAACUGUAUGUUUGUACUAUUGUCAGUGUAUAUGAAAAAUUUAAGAACUUAAAAGUUGUAUUUCUACAUGCAGACUGUGGUCAUAGCCCCAUCCCUCUUUACUGGAUAUUAUUACAGUGAUUGCUGUUAGAUUGUUGAGCAAAUAGUUGUUUGUUACUCUUCAGGGAUUUGAUUCUUACAAAUAAUCUAAUAACAUAAUGAUGCAAAAUUUCCAUGCCUAUUUGCAUCUCAGAAAUGCUCAGUGAAGUGAGGAGAAAUUGUUUAAAUGACACCAUUUAUAAUGAUUUAGAUCAAAAAACAAAAUGUUUCUUUAAUACAUGAAAAGUAAAUAGGCAUUUGAAAAAUCAAAAUAUAAAAAUGAAAUCAUAAUGAAUUUUAGGUAUAUAUUGUCAUAAGAAUAAUUAAUUAUUUAUUAAAUGUGUAGAUUCAAAUCCCAUAUUGAGUGUAAUUUGUAAUAAUGUCAGCCCUCUUUUGAAUUAUGGGUCUGUCAUAACAAUCUAUGAUUUUUUAUAAAACACGUGAUAUGAUUCUGUACAUUAACCAGACAAUUAUUUUAGCUAAAAAGUGCAUUCUUGUAAAUAACUGUAAUUUAUUUAUGUAUGAGAUUUUCCUUCUCGAUAUAUACAUAAAUAUAUAUGUAUGUAUGUAUGUAUGUAUGUAUGUAU